Rana temporaria (common frog) is the source of this 551-nucleotide messenger RNA. RefSeq names its product hemoglobin subunit beta-3-like. Gene Ontology annotation, molecular function: organic acid binding; oxygen binding; peroxidase activity. NCBI's taxonomy places the organism in Eukaryota, Metazoa, Chordata, Amphibia, Anura, Ranidae. The coding region runs from base 58 to 486 and encodes 142 amino acids. The record is from RefSeq and is a predicted model, not a curated record. Gene Ontology annotation, biological process: hydrogen peroxide catabolic process. Gene Ontology annotation, cellular component: blood microparticle; hemoglobin complex; haptoglobin-hemoglobin complex. The transcript has 3 exons.
GUUGGCUUAUCUGUGCCUUCCAUUUUUUAUUAUCUUUUAUUUGAGAUCACCUCUCACAUGGUAGCAACAAUGGAAAACUUCAAUGAUGGAGAGAAAAAAUUCCUUGUUGAUCUCUUCAUCAAAGCAAGAAAGGAACUUGUGGCCGGUUUGAUCUUUGAGUCUCCCGGGGAAUAUUUAGGAGACAUCGGAGAACUGUCCAGCCCUGCUGCCAUUAGAAAUGACACCCAGCUCCAAGCUCAAUCCGAAUCCGAGAAAUAUCUUUCUACCAUUGACAAAGCAAUUCACCAUCUGGAUGAUAUGAAACAGGCCCUAGCUGGCACCAGCAAGGAGGGUGCUGAUAGGCUCUAUACGGAUCGCACAAAUUUCAAGAAUUUUGGUAACAUAGUGCUCGAGGAACUAGCUAAAACUACAGGAGAUACAAUCACUCCUAAUGAAAAGGCUACCUGGGAUAAAUUCAUGAAUGCCAUGGUGGAUGCUCUAAACUAAGGCUCAUACUAAAUGUGUGCAUAUUUCCUACAGAUUAUUGCAUUGUGAAAAAUAAAAUAUUUAAA